UUGAUUUGUCAUUCAAAUAGUAGAAAUAACAUAUAUAUAUAUAUAUACACACACUAUGUUGCCAAAAGUAUUGGGACACCCCUCCAAAUCAUUGGAUUCAGGUGUUCCAAUCACCUCCAUGGCCACAGGUGUAUAAAAUCAAGCACCUAGGCAUGCAGACUGCUUCUACAAACAUUUGUGAAAGAAUGGGUCGCUCUCAGGAGCUCAGUGAAUUCAAGCGUAGUACUGUGAUAGGUUGCCACCUGUGCAAUAAGUCCAUCCAUGAAAUUUCCUUGCUACUAAAUAUUCCACGGUCAACUGUUAGUGGUAUUAUAACCAAGUGGAAGCAACUGGGAACAACAGCUAUGUAAAAUGACAGAGCGGGGUCAGCGCAUGCUGAAGCUCACAGUGAUCAGAAGUCGCCAACUGUCUGCAAAGUCAAUAGCUACAGA
This is a messenger RNA of Staurois parvus, 431 nucleotides long. NCBI's taxonomy places the organism in Eukaryota, Metazoa, Chordata, Amphibia, Anura, Ranidae. The record is from the annotation of a GenBank genome assembly.